AUGACAGCCUCUUUGCGGAGCCUUGGCGAUGCUGCUACCACUACUGCCAGUACAUUUGACGGGCUACUCGACUCAUUAGAUAGCCUCGGACAAGGCAAAGAAGUCACUACAUUCAGCUCAAACGGUCAUUUGGUGACCGCCGGCACCACCAGCGCAGGUAGUCCAUGUGCAAGAACUUGCAACCUUCUAAGCACCAUCUUUCCUAAUAUCACAAGCCAGAUAGGGAGCCCAUCUUACAACCAACAAGAAACCACAUAUUGGUCGAACCAACAAGCAGAAACCCAGCCAACAUGUCGAAUACAACCACAGUCUGCGCUCCAGGUCUCUGCAUCUCUCCUCAUCACCAAGUUCUUCAACUGCCAAUUUGCAGUGAAAAGUGGAGGUCACGCCAUGUUUGCGGGAGCAUCAAAUAUCCAAGACGGCCUGACGAUCGAUUUGGCCAACCUCAACCAGAUCCAGGUAUCGCAAGACAGGACUCUGACCAAUGUUGGAGCCGGUAAUCGUUGGGUCGAUGUUUAUAGUCAGCUCGAUCAGCAGCAACUGUCCGUUAUUGGCGGCCGAGUCGCCGGUAUCGGCGUUGGCGGAUUGACACUCGGCGGAGGAAUCUCAUUCUUCUCCGGCCGUCACGGGCUCGCGUGUGACAACGUCAGAAACUACGAGGUCGUCCUCGCGAACGCCUCAAUCGCCAACGUGAACCACACCUCGUACCCAGACCUCUACUUCGCCCUCCGCGGCGGCGGCAACAACUUCGGCAUCGUCACCCGCUUCGACCUCGAAACCUUCCCCCAAGGCCCCAUGUGGGGCGGAGCGCGAACUUACCCCAUCGCCGCCGCCGCCUCUCUCAUCAGCGCCUUCGACAACUUCGCCACCAACAGUCCCUCAGACCCGGACGCCGCCCUCAUCCUCGCAUUCUACUACUACAACGGAACCUAUCACGGCAGCACGGACAUGGAGUACGCCCACGCGGUCGUGGAUCCGGCCAUCUUCCGCGAACUCACGGGCGUGGCGAGUCUGGCGUCUACGACGCGGAUAGCGAACCUGACGGACCUGACGCUCGAGUUCGAAGCAUCGAACCCGAGCGGGUUCCGCGAGACGUAUUUCACCGCGACGUUCAAACCGAGUGCGGUCCUCGAGCGGGAAAUCCUCGACAUAUACGUCGGCGAAGUCGAAGGCAUCAAGGACGCCGAGGGCCUUCUGCCGGCCGUGGUAUUCCAGCCGAUUACGAAGGAUAUCAUCUCCUACUUUAGCAAGAACGGAGGGAAUGCGUUGGGGAUUGCGGAGUCUGAUGGUCCAUUGAAUCUGGUCGAUAUCGCCAUUUCGUGGUCUUCCCCAUCCGACGACGACCGCAUUAUGGCCGCGGCCAGCAGCUUCAUUGACCGAUCAACUGCAGCUGCAAAAGGGAUGGGUCUGGAUUACAAGUUCAUCUACCAGAAUUACGCCGCACAGGGUCAAGAUGUCUUCGAUGGGUAUGGAGAGGCGAAUAAGCAGCGCUUGAUCGAGAUCAGCGAGAGGUAUGAUCCGGAGCGAGUAUUUCAAAAGCUGCAGCCGGGAUACUUCAAGUUGGAAGGAUGA
Messenger RNA from Letharia lupina, 1572 nucleotides. RefSeq lists its product as uncharacterized. The transcript is spliced from 5 exons. The record is from RefSeq and is a predicted model, not a curated record. Gene Ontology annotation, molecular function: FAD binding. Lineage: Eukaryota; Fungi; Ascomycota; Lecanoromycetes; Lecanorales; Parmeliaceae. The coding region runs from base 1 to 1572 and encodes 523 amino acids.